GUGUUUAUGUACUGUAGCUGCCAGGCAGCCAUCCGGCCCGGCAUUACGAGACUGCUGCGCAUCGGCAGGCCCAGGGACCCCCCUCCUCCAGCCGUGGACCAGCCCGAGCCCAAGGCCCAUCUGAGAGGGACAAACCACGACCCACAGGCAGGGGGGGACGCCCCUCAAUGCUCCCCUCCCAGAUACGUGGAGACCCUGAGGAACGACGACCGGCUGUUUAGCAACGUCCAGGAAGAGAUACAGCAAGAACCAGUUGUAGCUGGGGCCACAACUGAAGGCAAUGACUCACAAGAAGCUAAACCCUCUCCAGCUAAAGCCAAACCCAAUGAGAGGGACGUGACGUCUGAAUCUAAGGUGGCUACUGACUGGGAGGCUGAGCAGCUGGCCAAGAGGCAGCCCUCAACAACUACACAAGGGAAUAAUACAUUGGAGAAGUCAUCAGAAGAGAAGAUGGUGCAUGGUGAAACUGAUAGGGUGCCUGUACAAGAGACUGAACCAACGUCACUAGCACUAUAGACAAUGUUCUUGUCAUUGACAGCAGUGCGCAAUCUCCAAUCCGUGAGUUGGAUGCCUUAAGCCAUAUAUGAAGAUGCAUUGUAUUUUUUUUAUCAA
This is a messenger RNA of Coregonus clupeaformis (lake whitefish), 612 nucleotides long. Its product is annotated as chloride channel CLIC-like protein 1. Gene Ontology annotation, molecular function: chloride channel activity. NCBI's taxonomy places the organism in Eukaryota, Metazoa, Chordata, Actinopteri, Salmoniformes, Salmonidae. The record is from RefSeq and is a predicted model, not a curated record. Gene Ontology annotation, cellular component: endoplasmic reticulum; membrane.